UCACCCACCGAUCGAUCAAUCAAUGAUCCUUCAUCUUUAUUUUUUUGUAUACUUAUCCGACCUAUCGUAACUUUUUUUACUACACUAGGCUGUCACAGACUCUAGUACUUUGUGAUCAAAUCAUCGGAUUCGAUUAUUUGACUGCAGCAAUAGACGAGAGCCUAGAGGAGAGAGAGAAAGAGGAAAAAAGCAAAAGCAGAGCAAAGCGAUACCGCCGUUUAAGAAGAGUAUCUACUUGGUACCGCUUCACCAAACGUCGUAGGACGACUGUCUCGUUUAAUCAAAGUGGCUGGUCUAUCAGCGCCCACUACAACUUCAUCAAGACCAAAUGAUUCAAUAACAUUCAUUUCACCAGCAUAUUUCUGCUUCAUUUCCUUGAGAAGUUCCAAGGACGACUCGGGUGUUACUUGAAAUUUUGUUGAGUCUUGGUCUUGGCCUUGGCCUUCUAGCCAAAGAUGCCGACUCUUGCUGUUAACAACUUUAAUAUUGUUGUUAGUGUUCUUGGUGGAUGGAUCUCACUUUUUGGUCUUGUGUCUUAUCUGCUGAAGGAGAACUUUUACCUCUCCGAGGCUCUCAUAUCCCUUUUGGCCGGCCUUACUUUCUCGCCCCACGCUGCCAACUUCGUCCGGCCUUUGGAGUAUGCAGGCUCGGAAGAAAACUUAAAUGCGAUCACGCUAUAUUUUACUCGCCUUGUUCUCGGAGUUCAACUUGUCCUCGCAGGGGUUCAGUUACCAAGUCGCUAUCUAAGAACAGAAUGGAAGCCUCUAGCCUUACUUCUAGGGCCGAUUAUGACGGCGAUGUGGUUGAUGACGAGUCUUCUCGUCUGGGCCCUGAUACCACAUCUACCUUUCCUCCAUGCUCUUGUGGUUGGAGCUUGCGUUACGCCAACUGACCCGGUCCUGUCAAACGUCAUCGUGAAGGGAAGAUUCGCUGAUCACAACGUGCCUAAGGAUCUUCAAACGAUCAUCAUCGCGGAAUCGGGUGCCAACGACGGACUCGGUUAUCCUUUCUUAUUCCUCGCUCUAUAUCUCAUCAAAUACAUUGGCGAUGGUGGUGUCAAUGAGCCAGGGGGUGCUGGUCUUGCUAUAGGCUUAUGGUUUGGAGAGACCUGGGGCUAUACCAUCAUCCUCAGCGUUAUAUAUGGCGCUGUUGUGGGCUGGAUUGCCAAGGAGCUACUCCAUUACUGCGAGGAACAUAAAUUCGUCGACCGUGAAAGCUUUCUUGUUUUUGCGUUCUCUCUCGCCCUCCUCAUCACAGGCACAUGUGGCAUGAUCGGCAGUGAUGACAUUUUAGCUUGCUUUAUCGCUGGGAAUGUCUUCACUUGGGAUGACUGGUUCCGCUUGGCAACAGUCGAUGAUUCACUUCAACCAACCAUCGAUAUGCUCCUCAACGUAGCUAUAUUCAUGUGGUAUGGCGCUGUCUGUCCAUGGCAUAGUUUUAUCGCAAAUGACGUCAUCCCAAUAUACCGGCUGAUUCCCUUGGGAAUAUUGAUACUGCUACUUAGGCGUCUUCCAUUCAUCUUGAUGUCUUAUAAGAAAAUUACACAGAUAGACGGGCUACGACAAGCUAUUUUUAUGGGUUUCUUCGGACCAAUUGGCUGUUCGGCUAUCUUCUACUUAUACGUAACGCUGGAAUUUAUCACUAUGUUGAAUCCCGAUCAAGGAGAUACGCCAAGGUGGGAUGUGGCUCGUCUUCAGGAAGACGUAUCGGUUGUAGUCUGGUUCAUGGUAAUUUGCAGCGUCGUUGUCCACGGGCUUAGUAUACCCUUGGGCAAAUUCGGGAUCUACCUUCCUCGAACAAUUUCGAGGACCUUAUCAUCGCCUGAGGAUCUGAUAUCCUUCCAGGUAGGUGGGCGAGUAAUACCCCGAAGUCGCUCCAGGGACGAGACAGCCGCCAACACCCCUACCGAAUCUCGCUCCGUAUCACUACGGCCCGUUUAUCGCAUCGGUGGUUCAAUAAUUCCAGAGCACCCAUCUGCGACUAGGCCUUCUCCUGCGCACUUGUCGGGCGCUAGUGAUAUAAUCGGUCCCCGAGAUAAUCUCGAUGGGGGUUCUAAGUCUACAUCUACAAAGGUAGAGUCAGAAUCGCAAUGGAACAUGUCGUCGCCGAUCCUACCUAACCGAAUGAUUCGCUUUCCCGAUGAAGCGCCAUCCAGUGAUAAAGAGUCGAGAGAGCUCAAGGGGGACGUCGCUUGUUGAUUGUGGAUGAUUUAUCAUUCUACGUCAAACGACAUGGUGAUCAUUUUUAACUUCCGGUGCUAGUCCGUUGAUGUGGAUUCCAAAGUCAAUACCAGAAGGUCAAAAUAGUCAUUGACUAUAUUCUGUUUGCCAAGGGAACAAUAAGCAGGGUGACAUUUGGACAAGAGUGUCAUAAUUGUGGGAAACAGUCCAAUCGUUUUAUUUUCUCUUCUUUUCCAUCUACUACCUUAAUCAAGUCAAGAAGCUUAGCAGUUUCCAUUUUGGUGGUUUUAGGGCCUCUUACCAUUUCACUACUAUUAGCUUAGCAAAUUAUUUGCUUUAUAUCUACCAAGUAGUUUAUUAGUAGUUAUCUCAAAUACCGGUUCCUACUUUUAAUUCGUGAAUUUCGGACUCCGGUUAUGUCAACUACAACAUCAGACGGACGUCCGGCUUUGACGGUUACA
Molecule: messenger RNA, 2641 nt
Organism: Annulohypoxylon maeteangense
Lineage: Eukaryota; Fungi; Ascomycota; Sordariomycetes; Xylariales; Hypoxylaceae
Product: Sodium/hydrogen exchanger family-domain-containing protein
Exons: 6
Coding region: 456-2198 (580 amino acids)
Biological process (GO): regulation of membrane potential; sodium ion export across plasma membrane; proton export across plasma membrane
Cellular component (GO): plasma membrane
Molecular function (GO): sodium:proton antiporter activity
Source: RefSeq, a predicted model, not a curated record